AAGCAACUCUGAGUGAGUUUUUAAUAUGCUUAUUAAACUGCCUUGUUUACCUUUUAGAUUUUGUGUUGAGCCAAGCGUAUAUGUAUGUCUUGGUAUUGGUCCAAGGAUCGAAGGUAUUCAUGUCGAUUUAGUAGUGUUCAAGUUAAAUCCUAACAAAUACUGUACGGAGGUAUCCAAGCCGACUGGCUGUAUGGCUUGGUUUGCUUAGCCAAUUCGACGGAAUAAUUAAUUUAAUUGGUUGUUUCUUAUGAGCCGUGAAUGUUUUGUGAGUGUUUUAUUUCUCUAUCAUUUUCAGGCAUUUGCGUUGGGUGUUUAGCAGAUUAUCUAGCUUAAGUUAGUCAAUUGUCUUCGUAACGAACGAUGGGUGAUGUUACUAAGUCGUUUCUUUAUACAUGGUGCGGCAAAAAUGGCUGUCAACCUCCAAGCUAUCAGGUUAAUCCGACAGGCCCAAAACAUAGACAGCGUUUUCUAUGUGAGGUACGGGUAGAGGGGUUAGAAUACACCGGAGUUGGAAAUUCAACGAAUAAAAAGGAUGCACAAACCAAUGCUGCUAAAGACUUUCUUCAGUUUUUGGUGCGAGAAGGUCGCCUGUUGCAAAAUGAAGUGCCUAUGGAAAUGCCCACCGGGGGAAGUAAUGCGUCGCUUUUUGGGGGUGGGCAACAGGCCACACCUCGCUGGAAUGCACCUCGCGAAGCCCCGAAGCAUAGUGCUGGACCCUACCGCGGAGGUAUGGGCGAAGCCUACGUCGAACGAAUGCUACAGCAAAACAAGAAGAACCUUGAGGACGCUGAGGAUCUGGACGUGAACGCCGAGAUACACGGCAACUGGACGAUUGAGAACGCCAAAAGUAAGCUGCAUCAGUACAUGCAGAUGAACCGUAUUACAGCCGAUUACAACUACAGAAAUAUUGGCCCAGCCCAUAAUAUGAGCUUCAUAGCCGAAUUAACUAUAUUUAUCCGGAGACUAAACCGUUCUUUGACUGCCCGUGAACAAGGAUCAAACAAACAGACGGCAUCAAAGUCCUGCGCACUUUCAAUGGUUCGUCAACUUUACCACCUUGGGGAAAUCGAACCCUUUUCAGGCACAUUAAAGAAGAAGGAAAUAACAGCAAUGAAAGAAUUCGAGUUCAACAUAGACCCUGAGCUUGUAUGUGAGGUGAAUCAAGUGGUAAAAAUGUUAGAUCUUCCACUGAAUGUACCCGAUAAGCCACCUGUUUCUAAUAAACCUUUUACCAUCAGAGCGAAGCAGGUUACUGAAGUGCCAAAGUGUAGAGGCCAACCAGAGGGCGUAGUCGGGUGGUCGCCACCAAUGGUGAACUGGAACCCUUGGCUUCAACAAAAUCUCGAUGAGCAUCGUUUUGCUACAAUGACUAUGGAACAGAUCUCAAAGGAAAUGCUCGAGGUAUAUAAUAAUCAGCUGGACAAUCCGGAACUGCGCCAGAUGAUCCAGAAACGAGAACAACUGCCUGUGUAUCAAUUCUAUGAUGCGCUCCUUGACGCCAUUCAUGCGAACCCGGUUACAAUUGUGCGCGGCAAUACUGGUUGUGGCAAGACAACGCAAGUGCCCCAGUAUAUUCUAGACUCGUUCGUCAAUGUCGAAGAUGGCGCCCAGUGUAACAUCGUUGUUACUCAACCACGUCGUAUUUCGGCUAUUUCUGUAGCAGAGCGGAUUGCUGAGGAGCGCUGCGAACAACUUGGUGAAAGCGUAGGCUAUUCGGUUCGUUUUGAGUCGCUCCUUCCUAGACCGUACGCUUCUAUCCUUUUCUGUACGGUUGGGGUACUGCUCCGUAAGCUUGAAGGUGGGCUACGAGGUGUGAGCCACGUCAUUAUCGAUGAAAUCCAUGAACGGGACAUCAACACAGAUUUCCUCAUGGUGGUAAUUAGGGAUAUGGUAAGAAAGCACCCACAGUUACGUGUUAUACUCAUGUCGGCGACAAUUGACAUCACAUUGUUCCAGGAAUAUUUUGGUAAUAACGUUCCAGUUGUUGAGGUGCAGGGUCGCGCUUUUCCCGUACACCAACUGUUUCUCGAGGACACCAUUGAUCUGCUGAAAUGGAAGCUUCCGGCAGACGCGCGAAAAAAGCGGAAAAAUAAAAGCGGUAGUGGUGGAGGCGGCGACGAUGACGAUGAUGACUUUCCUGGAGAUGAACCUGACGAAAACUUAAAUAAAGUGGCCGAUCCGUCAUUUGGGCCCCAAGUGGCUGCCGCUAUGUCUAUGAUCGACGAGCGUCAAAUUAGCUUUGAGCUCAUUGCGGACAUAUUGAGGUAUUGUAAACAACAGCAGGCAGAUGCUGCGGUAUUAGUCUUUCUGCCUGGAUGGAACAUGAUCUUUGCCCUCCUAAAACACCUCGAAGCAGAUCCCGUAUUUGGAAACAAAGAUAACUUCACGAUCUUGCCACUGCAUUCUCAAAUUCCAAAAGAAGAUCAAGGUCGAGUGUUUCGGCCCGCUUUGCCUGGUUGUAUGAAAGUCAUUUUAUCAACUAAUAUUGCUGAAACGUCGAUUACGAUCAACGAUGUGGCCUUCGUUAUAGACACGUGUAAGGUUAAAAUGAAGAUGUUCACAGCGCAUAAUAACAUGACAAACUAUGCUACAGUGUUUGCAUCAAAGACAAACUUGGAGCAGCGAAAAGGUCGGGCCGGUCGAGUUCAGGAGGGCAUGUGCUUCCAUCUAAUUAGCCGGGAGCGUUUUAAACGUCUAGAUCAAUACAGCACCCCCGAGAUCUUCAGAACACCUCUACAUGAACUGGCACUGUCCAUCAAGUUGCUUAAACUUGGUGAGAUUACACCAUUUCUUAAUAAAGCAAUGGAACAGCCUCCAAUUGAUGCUGUUGUUGAAGCCGAAGUAACACUUCGGAAUUUGGGUGCUCUCAGCGCGGAUGGCUCACUUACCAAACUGGGUGAAAUACUCGCACGUAUGCCAAUCGAACCCCAACUGGGGCGAAUGAUUGUGUUGAGCGUUAUAUGCGGUUGCGCAGAUUCGUUGCUAACUAUUUCGGCUAAUAGUUCGACGUUUCCAGAGCCUUUUGAAACCCCCUUUAGGGGCCGGCUGCAAUAUCUGCAUCGCAAAUUCUCAGGUGGUGCAUAUUCAGAUCACUUGACAAUGCUCAAUGUGUAUCAGCAGUGGGAGCAGGCACGAUUACGCGGAGGAGAGACUCAAGAACAGAAUUUUUGCGAUCAGUGGUCUGUGUCACUACCGACUAUGCGAAUUACUCACGACGCUAAGCAGCAAUUAUGCCAAAUACUCGUGAAUGCUGGCUUUCCAGAAGAAGAUUUUCAAUGUCCCAUUUAUAAUUUUAAGGGAGAAGAUAAAGUACUGGAGGUCGCCGUGGGACUGCUCAUUGCAGGCCACUACCCGAAUAUCUGCUACCAUCAGGAGAAGCGCAAAGUUCUGACAACUGAAGGAAAAUGUGCUCUUGUCCACAAAACAUCGGUGUGCAAUUCCCUCCAGCAGAAAUCGGGAUUUCCAUCACCAUAUUUCAUUUUUGGCGAAAAGGUUCGUACGCGCGCAGUCUCUUGCAAACAGAUGACAAUGGUAACGCCGCUACAGAUUCUUCUAUUCGGCGCCCGAGAAGUAAUCGCUACCAGCCCCAACACUGUGGUGGUGGACAAUUGGAUUGCAUUCAAAAUGGACGUACAAUUGGCUGCAGCUAUUGUAGCCCUAUAUGAGCCCUUCAAUUAUCUUCUACAUCGUGUAGUUGAAGACCCAGAAUUAUUGGGCCAAUUACCUGAGAAUGACAUGGCUCUCAUAAACGUUGUUAAACGUUUGUGUUAUUUCGGUUCGUCUGGAUUGGACAUCCCAGCUGGUGGCGUUGGCUUCCUAAGCCAAAACGAAGUCGGCGAUGGGCCACCACCAAUUAAAACGGCCCGGCUUUCGCCUGCGGUGGCUAUGGGCCGAAUUGGUUUCGGAAAUGGUUACGGUAAUGGACGUCCUGGCGGAUAUAGCGGGUCAAUAAAUGGCAACAAUAAUAUGGGAAAUCGUUUUGGGUCUUCGGGGGGCUUCCGCGGCGGUGGCUUCCAGGGUCACAAUAAAAGGGGUGGUUUCCAGGGAAAUACAAAGGACGGAGCUGGUGGCUUUGGUGGACGUGGAGGUGGUGGUUUCAGGGGGAACAAUAGAGGUGGCUUUGUUGGAGGCUUCCGACUUGGAGGUUUUGCUAGUGGUAGUGGUAAUCUAGGUGGUGGUGGUUUCAGGGGAGGCUACGGUAAAUCGCGUGGCAGCUUUCUAAAUAGCUUUUCAUCGUCAAGAGAUAACUUCUAGAACAGUUUUUUUUUUUUUUAGAGAAUGAUGUAAUAAUUCUAUGGUAUAUGGAAGAGUGUGCCCGGUGACUCAAAUGACUAAACCUAUGGCUAGGGAAUCCAAAGGUCGCUACUGUUUCAGCUCCGCCAAUGACAUGUAUGACACGGCGGAUAAUAGUAGUGAAUAGAACUGAAAUCCCUUUACGGCAUCUGUGUCGAAUUGUAUUAAGGGUUGAUGUUGUGUUUGAUAUUGUCACGUUAACACUGUAAUCCUUAUAUACGAGAAAAAAUAAGUACUAUUUGUCCGCCCUUCGCGAGCGAAUGCAUCCAGGAAUUGGGAACGCAGUAUUCUUUUAAUACAUUCUCCUGCUGCAAAAGCAAGCAACGCAGUUAUGUUGCCUCUUGUGCGGCAAAAAAAUCCAAAGUGCAGCAUCAUAAUUUGUUUGCAGGUCUGUUGCCUACGUACAGGACAGCGCGAUCUACCUCUACCUAUAAAGAUAGACAUGCUGUGCUAUGUGUACUGAUUAUUGAAUAUCGCGAAGGAUGGACGUUUCUACGUGAGUUCCGUUUGAUUUAUGAUCACAGCAAGAGCAACUGGGAAAUUUAGGUGCUUAUGUUGUGAAAUCGUUAUGAAUGCUCUGUGCGUGUGUAAAAUACUUUGCAAGAGCAGAAAGGCAUUGUGACGAGACAAUAGCAAACUAAUAAAUUGAAAUAUAAGUGGUGUAGCAGCGCACCCCGAUUCUUAAUCGUCGUGGGCUGCUCCAUUUAAGUCCUACAUGUAAUUUAAGUAUUCUUGAGCAGUACUUUCAGCUCUAGAAUACUUAUUAAUAUAUCGCUUGUGACGCUUAUGGCCAGUGGUGUGUGUUCAGCAAGAAGACAGCAAUUCUUUGUUUGUGAUACUUAACAUAAAAGGUAAGUUUUGCCCAUAUGCCACCUGUUCGAUAAUGUUUCAUAAAUAUACCACGAGGAAAAUAAAACACCGCAGGUAGAUAGGUAGGCAGGCAAACUGGCACAAGCUGAACCGAACCAGUUACUGUUUGUAUUUUUCUUUAUUUAUCAAUAAUAAUAUUUUAUCUGAAGUUCUACUAGUUACAUUUUGUAACUAUAAUAUUCAGUAUCACUUUCUUCGCUUAUACAGUUUUUUUUUUUCGGAAUUCAAAUAGUGUUUAAAAAGAUAUUUCUGUAGCAAAAACCAAUGUAUAUUUAAACAUGAGUUUAGCUCAUGGUUCAUCAUUCAAUAAAAACUAAUUUUUCUAUAUCGAUGCUUUGUGUUUUGCUUUACUUGUUGUAAAUGUUUGAAAUCUGAGAUGAGAUCAACGACGAUUAGAGAUGUGUUUUUAAAUUGACAUAACCAAUAACAAUCUGGCCUAAAAAAAAUAUUUCGCUAUGCGUUACAUAGGUAUAAUUAAAAAAAAAAUAGGAUUGUGAAAUUUACUUAUCGAGCACAGGCUAGACAAACAUAUUUUUACAUGGUGUUUUUUUUCAAUGAAGCAAUUAUCACAGCCCGAACCCUUCCUCUACUUUGAAAAUUAUUAGUGUCACGUUGAAAACGUUUAUAAAAGCAAAGCAAGCUGAAA
Varroa destructor (honeybee mite) is the source of this 5809-nucleotide messenger RNA. RefSeq names its product dosage compensation regulator mle (gene mle). The record is from RefSeq and is a predicted model, not a curated record. Gene Ontology annotation, molecular function: ATP hydrolysis activity; double-stranded RNA binding; RNA helicase activity. Gene Ontology annotation, cellular component: intracellular anatomical structure; nucleolus; ribonucleoprotein complex. NCBI's taxonomy places the organism in Eukaryota, Metazoa, Arthropoda, Arachnida, Mesostigmata, Varroidae. Gene Ontology annotation, biological process: regulation of mRNA processing; positive regulation of transcription by RNA polymerase II.